CGUCUUAAAUCUUAAAUGUCGAAGUAACAACCUUUUCCGAGUAAACAUAAGAUAUCGUGCCGGUGAAGAUGGAUGCCAAAAUGCCCAAAGCCGUGAAACCUAAGCGUCGCAAGAAGAGCCAGUCGAGAACUGAAGUAACAAACAUAUCCGACAGUGAAAGUGACACUGCUCCUAAAUCUCAAUCUCUCAAGCCAAAAGCUCAAUCAGCAGCUGUCAAAUCAAUCUCUCAAACUACGCCAACUGCAUCAGUCAAAGCCCCAUCUAAACCAACGUUAGUGAAAGACUCGGCUCUCGCUGAAAAGUUCACAUCUCAUUAUCUUCAACGUAUCACUACUGAAUUCUCUGAAGAUCUGGAUAAGAUCCGUGAAGCGGAUGAUUUCAACGAGAAUGCGUUGCAAAUAUUGGUACAUGCGUUAAAGCAAGGUACGGAAAUUUGGGGGGAGGAAGAGAUGAGAAGAAUUGUUGGAUAGGUUGCGAGUGGAUAUGGAGAUUGAGGAGAAGUCGAAAUAUGGAAAAUUAUGUGACGAUGACCGAGUUGGUAAAAGACCAGCGUGGAUACGUUGUUGGAAGACGAUACCCAUCCUGAUGAUGAGAGCAACGGAAAUGGGGCAGCAAAGGUCGUGAAAUAUGAAAACAGUGCGCUUCGAAGCGUUUGAAUCGACCGCAAAAAUUGGGAAAUUUGGAUGGUAGUCCCAAGAGAUAUAGACGAGGCGAGUGGAUAUGUACAGACCAUUGAUGGCGUUACGGUUUCAAAAGGAAGUCAAAAGUACCAUAAUCAUAUUUCUUUUCAGACGUCGGAUUUUAUACAUAUACUUUUAGUAGUGAUUAUAACAAAAUUU
This is a messenger RNA of Botrytis sinoallii, 839 nucleotides long. RefSeq lists its product as uncharacterized. NCBI's taxonomy places the organism in Eukaryota, Fungi, Ascomycota, Leotiomycetes, Helotiales, Sclerotiniaceae. Gene Ontology annotation, cellular component: preribosome, large subunit precursor. The transcript has 4 exons. Gene Ontology annotation, biological process: ribosomal large subunit assembly. The record is from RefSeq and is a predicted model, not a curated record. The coding region runs from base 69 to 470 and encodes 133 amino acids.